Messenger RNA from Xiphias gladius (swordfish), 5715 nucleotides. It is a transcript of the gene cc2d2a, whose product is annotated as coiled-coil and C2 domain containing 2A. The record is from RefSeq and is a predicted model, not a curated record. Bases 349 to 5211 code for a protein of 1620 amino acids. Lineage: Eukaryota; Metazoa; Chordata; Actinopteri; Istiophoriformes; Xiphiidae. Gene Ontology annotation, cellular component: ciliary transition zone. The transcript is spliced from 39 exons. Gene Ontology annotation, biological process: protein localization to ciliary transition zone; non-motile cilium assembly.
GGCAGCGAUAACGGCGGUGGUACCGGGAGAAAAUAUAUUGCUCGGAAAAAUUUCUACAGCGGGCACCAACGAUAACAGCGCAGGGAUGUAUACAUUGCAGAGAGUUAGCCGGUUAUAAUACAGACUAGACCACAGCAACAGUCGACAUAGUCAGGUUGCUUUAACCACUAGCUUAUUAUUGUAAAAAGAACUAUCAUCGUCACCCUGGCCUCCUCAAGUGAGAUUCGAGAAAAACUGCGAAAGAAAGGGCGUGCUUUGCAAGAAAGUUUGGUAAAAAACAAAAAUGAGGACGACGUUCAGGCUCUGGUUCCGUCGACCAAGUUGAAUGAGGAGAAACGUCAAACUACGAUGAAGGAACCUCCAGGCAGCGUGGAAGAUCCAGGAGAGAAUCUGAGACGCACUUUUAGGGCUCAGAGACAGAGGCGGAAGAAAAGGCUGCUUGAACAGUCUUCAGCCCAAGAGUCCCAAGACGAUGUGGAUGAGAUAUCCACCAUUCAGCCCCACAGUGAAGAUGAGGCAUCAGCUGAAAAGGCAGCUGACCCAGAGGUUUUGUCCAGACUUCCAACUGGUUCUCAGAGAGGCCUCUCCUCAAGACUUCAGCAUACUGCUGGCUCUCAGCAUUUAGAUGACUCUGUGACACGACAUUUGGAAGAGAAGCUGAGAGCAGCCCGAUCUAAAGGUGAGAGCCUUCAGCAGGAGGAGGCCUCUCGUGAGCCAGGCAGUCGCCUACAGAGCCUCAGAGACAGAGACACUGUAACAAGGUUUGACAGAGAGGUUGAUCCUGACAGAGCUGGAAGACAUGAUGUCCCUCUGGACCUCGGUGCCAAGGUCAAGUUCAGAGAAGCAGCAAGACAGACAGAAAAGGGCCUGCCGACUGCUGAAGAAGCAUACAAUUUCUUUACGUUGAACUUUGAGCCAGAUCCACAAGGUGGGACCGAGAGGAUUAGCCGGAAAAGACAAAAACAGAAAAAAACAGCUGGAGGGGUCAGAGAUGAAGAGGGAGAAAAUGAAGCUGAAGAGCAAGAAGAUGGUGAAGUAGAUGAUGAUAAUCAAGAUGAAAAUGAAGACCAGAGUGAAGAAGCUCCUCUUGUACGAGAUGAAGAGGAAGAUUUAUUCAUCAUUGAACAAUCGUCCCAAGACUUCCUGGAAGUGAGAAAAGCAGAAUAUGUUGGGUACCGAAAACGUAUUCAGAGGGAGAGAGAAAGUGAGCUUCUCUUUACUCCAAGUUUCCGAAAAGUGCCAACCUCCAUAAAACUGCCUGAAAACAUGGAGCCCCGUUAUCUAGAGGACGAGGGUCUGUAUGUAGGGGAGAGGCCACCUGUGUCCCUGACUAAUGAGAACAUUCUGGAGAACCGCAUCUUGAAAAUGGAAGAGGGAAAGGAGUGGUUUGGAGAUGACGGCAGGAUCAUGGCUCUGCCUGACCCCAUAAAGGAAUCAUCCACAAGACCACCUCUCUUCCACAUGGAGGAGGUCCUGGACCCUGCACUGCAAACUGUAUACAGGAAGGCACUGAAGUCCAAGUAUGCAAAUCUGUACAUCACCGGUACAGCGGAUCCUGAAGGAGACUACCAACUGGAUGUUGAUGUCUCUGGGCUGAUCUUUUCCCAUCACCCACUCUUCAGUCGUGAGCAUGUCCUGGGGGCUCGUCUAGCUCAGUUGUAUGAUCAGUACCUCACCAGGCAGCACAAUAACCUCACAGGACACCUUACUGACAAGUUGAAUGGAUUGAGGAGUGCACUGCGGAAUAUGCUUGAGAUCCAUGGCGGCCAGAGCCUCACUGAGGCCAUGCAGCAGAGGAUAUCUGAGUACAGUCUGGAGGUUCGAAAUACCCGGCAGCUGCGAGACACUGAGCAGGAGAAAGACCGGACUCUUCUGAAGAACAUAGUUAAAGUAUGGAAGGAAAUCAAGGCACUGAGAGACUUUCAGAAGUUCACCAACACACCUUACAAGCUCUACCUCAGAAAAGAGAAUAUAAACCGGGCGACAGAUGAGCGGGAGUAUGAAGAUGAAAUCUUGGCAGAAGUUUUAGAAUUGGAGGCUGAGAGCGAGGAGGACUACCAGAGAAAGCUGGCUGAGUACAAGAAACAGCUGGAGGAGUGGAAGCUCUCGAGAAGAAAACAGAAAUCCAAAAAGAAGAAGAGAAAAAAAAAGAAGGGUCAGGUACAGGACGACACAGAAGAAGAGGAUAAAGACCAGGAGUUAAGCGAAUCAGAAGGGCCCGUUGAUGAAGGCCCCCCAAAGCCAGAGCCACCUAACAAGCCGGACUUUGACUCUAUAGAGCAGCGAGUCAGAGAGAAAGCCUUUAGGAUACGCAGGAAACCAGGAGAAUCCAUCCUGAUCCCUGAGCUGUCGGCAUCUGGAAACAUCACUGCCAGUGAACUCUGCCCCAGGGCAGAAAUAGCUCGAAGAGAGGAUGUUGCGAGGCGCUCUCUUUUCAUCAAGAUCCUAUACAAUGACAAAGAAGUUUCCCGAACUGACAGCCGCUCCCUGAACACUGAUUUCAGAGUGCACUUUGGUCAGAUUUUCAAUCUCAAGAUAGUUAACUGUCCCCAAAGCAUCAAUUUGCAGGUGUUUGAGGAGAUAGGAUCAUCAUGUUCCCUCCUUGCUCAAGUGUUCAUCCCAGUGCCAGAACCCUCAGUCCUGACGGGUAGCGUCCCUCUUGAGGAAUUUGAGUUUAGCAGCAAUCAGAGAGUUAUGUUCGACCAUGAGGGAGUUGGAAGUGAUGUCCCCCUCUCCUUCGCGGCUGAUGGCAGUAACAAACAGACCCUGUUGACCUCUGGUAAGGUGUCGUGCUGUGUUUCUUGGGGAAUUGGGGAGGAUGAUGUACCACUCGCCCCUCCUGUGUCUCAACAACCUGGCGGCAUACACAGUGGCUUGGGCCGUCUUGAUGCUGUCACAUAUAUUGGGGCAUCUGGACUCUAUGAUAUGAAAAAGAUUGGGGAGUGGGCCACACAGUCACGACUGGACCCCAACGAUCCAACAAAUGUCUCCAUCAUGCAGCUGCUAAAAGUGGCCAGUAGUGGAGAGGUGACAGCUCCAGGGUACUUCCGUCUAGAACAGCUGCAGGAGGAGUUUAACUUUGUGACUGAAGAAGAGUUUGAGAGUUCCAGAAGAUUUCGCCUGCUCAGGCUCAGGAACCAAGAAGUUGCAGAGUUUCGAAAUUACAAAUAUGUUCCUGCUCUGGAGAGGGAGGUCACUGAUAAGAUGUUCCAGGAUUAUGAGAAGAGGCUGAAAGAAGGAGAGAUAAUUGACACCAAAGAACAUCUGGAUUCACACAGAGCUUUAGUUGCCAAAUAUCUUCAGAAGAUCCGAGAAUCGGUCAUCAACAGAUUUCUUCUUGCCAAGCAUCACUACCUCCUGUCUGACUUAGUGAUUGAAGAGGAGAUACCAAGCAUUGGGAUUCUGGGAAUCAACCUUUUCAAGCUGGCUGAACCCAAACGGCCACUGAGACCUCAGAGAAAGGAAAGAAAGAAGGUGACAGCUCAGAAUCUGUCAGAUGGAGACAUCAAACUGCUGAUCAAUAUCAUCCGUGCCUAUGACAUUCCCAUCCGCAGACCCCAGAGCAACAAACCAGCACAGUCGCCUCAGACCGCCAUCCAUGGCAGUGAUUGGCUCACCAACCAGGUGCAAGUGAGGCCAUUUGUGGAGGUUUCCUUCCAGCGCACAGUACUUCAAACAACCACAGCAGAUGGACCAAACCCCUGCUGGAACGAGGAGCUGCAGCUGCCAUUUAGUGCCCCAAAUGGUGACUACAGCACUGUGAGCUUGCAGUCAGUCAAAGAUGAUGUCUUCAUCAACAUAUUUGAUGAGGUGGUUUAUGAAACUGGAGUGAACGACAGAGGCAGUGGGAAAUCAGUACACACCCGAGCAGAGAAGCACUGGUUAGGCUCUGUCAGGAUUCCCUUUAGCACCAUUUAUUCUCAGUCCAGGAUUGAUGGAACAUUCAAGGUGAACACCCCAGCAGUGCUGUUGGGGUACAGUAAGGAGCGGAGCCAUGGCAAUAAUGGUGGUUAUGAUACUUUGCGGAGCCUGAGCGAGGGAGCAUUUAUCACAUUGUUCAUUACCAUCGAACCUCAGCUGGUGCCUGGGGAGUCUAUUAGGGAGAAGAUGAAGGAAGUGAAGUUUGACAGCCAGGAGGAUGAGCGUUUACUGCAGGCUUCAGAGACAUUUGAGAGAGAAGCAGCACAGGCAUAUCCGGACCGACCCUGCUUUACCACCGUCAUAGACCUCAACGGGAAGACGGUCUUCAUCACACGUUAUAUUCGACCCCUCAACCCUCCACAAGAGUUACUGGAUGCAUUCCCUAAUAACCCCCAGGAAGCCACGGCCCUGGUUGCCCGAUUUGUCUCGCUCAUCCCUUCUCUGCCAGACAGAGUUUCUUUUUCUGGUGUUUGUGACCUGUGGAGCACCUGUGAUCAAUUCCUCACCCUCCUAGCAGGAGAUGAAGAGGAACAUGCUGUACUGUUGUGCAACUACUUUCUGUCUAUGGGCAAGAAAGCCUGGCUUAUAAUUGGCACUGCUAUACCGGAGGGACCCACAGCAUAUGUCCUGACCCUUGAGCAGAGCCGCUACCUGAUCUGGAAUCCUAGCAGUGGUCAGUACUAUGGCCAGUAUGACACUUUCUGCCCACUGCAGGCAGUCGGUUGCCUGGUCAAUGCUGACAAUGUGUGGUUAAACAUUCAAGAGUACACUUCACCAAUGAGGAUGAGUUUUGACAAUACAAAAGGCAAUUUGUGGAAGCCCUUUUUCUCCCGAUCAUUCUCCCACCCUGGGCUGUCUAGUGUACAGCCAGAGGAGUUGGUGUAUCGACGCGUAGACAAAGCAGCUGCAGCAGAGCUUCAGGACAGAAUUGAGAAGAUCCUGAAGGAGAAGAUCAUGGAGUGGCGCCCUCGUCACCCAACCCGCUGGAACCGCUACUGCACCACCACCCUGAAACAGUUCCUGCCCAAACUGGAGCUGAGCGGGGGGCAGGACGUGGCUGAGGGGCACCGCCACGAGUUGCAAAGCCUGCUGGGAGACAACAGGAUUUCAGGAUUCCCCCUGCAUCUGCCGUUCUCCGAGAUUCGGCCCAUCAUAGAGGCAGUGUACAGCACUGGAGUUCACAAUGUUCAGGCAUCAAAUGUGGAGUUUGCCCUGGCUGUAUACGUGCACCCCUACCCUAAUAACGUCCUGUCUGUGUGGGUGUACCUGGCCUCACUCGUCCGCACAUGAUACAAGAGACACUCAUCUCACUGUGUAUCACUGUGCUUUGCUGCUUUUGUAGGUAAAUGAACUUUCACCUUGAUAAAGAUGAUUACAUUACUCCCAUUAUGUUUGCACACUGUUGUACAGUAUAUCAUAUGUAUAAAAUGUAUAUCAGGUAAAACUUGACAAUAUUUAGUAAUGAGUUUGAUAUCUAUACAUCAAAUCCAAUCCAGUCACCUUGUCCAAGAGCUGUUUCUUAUGUUUCAAACAUUUAACAUACAUGGAGGAAAAGAAUAAUACAAAUAUAUGGGAACACCUUACAGUUUAGUCCAACACCACUGCUAAAAGCAGCCUCAAAAACUUACCAUAUAGUUUCCACUGACCAUCUCAACACAAACAGGACUGCAACCUUUUCAGAAAAUAUUGCAGAGCUGUUGCAUUGGAAAUAUGUAAUUAACUAAUAACUCAAUAUGCUGGGCUCUUGAAUUAUGUCACAUUUGCAAACUUUACAAUUUGUGUUUACACAGGAAU